Xyrauchen texanus (razorback sucker) is the source of this 2378-nucleotide messenger RNA. RefSeq lists its product as uncharacterized. The coding region runs from base 97 to 963 and encodes 288 amino acids. Gene Ontology annotation, cellular component: membrane. The record is from RefSeq and is a predicted model, not a curated record. The transcript is spliced from 5 exons. Gene Ontology annotation, biological process: regulation of cell differentiation. Lineage: Eukaryota; Metazoa; Chordata; Actinopteri; Cypriniformes; Catostomidae.
CUAAAUGAGUCAGGAUUAUGUGUCUCUCUUGCUCAGAUUGAGAGUAAAGCCACGGCUUGAGCGCUUUGUAUCUCUGCUGCUUGGCUGAGCACAGGAAUGAGCACAGCAGUUGUACACAGAGGAUUCCUCAGGAAAUAUGGGGGCUUCAUGUUCAAGCAGUGGAAGGAGAAGUAUCUGGUAUUGACGGUGGAAGGAAAUUUGAUGGUGUGCAAAGAUGCAGACUCACCACCUGAACAGGUGGUGGCACUGCAGAGUAACUGUGUGUCCAUUGUGGAGGGUAAAGAAAUCCUGGACUUGCCUCGAUUACCCCCUGGAGGGCGCAGAGGGAGCUGCUUUGCCCUCAUCUUGCCCCAAGACAAAUUCCUCCUGCUGCUGUCCGACAGCCCCGAUGAGUGCAGUCAUUGGCUGAAGUUACUCAGGAAGGUGAAGGAGGGUGUGACGUCACCGCUCGCCCUGAAGAGGCAGCAGAGCAUCACCCCCUGCAUCACAGACAGAGAGCCGCUUCCAGAUGUGUCCAGUGAUAAAGACCCCUCCUCCCCCCACCUCAGCGAAAAGGCCAUCAACUCCCCAGACGUCCGAUCCAGAGAAAAUUCCUUCAGACACAGAGGCAGCAUAAACCAACGCCCUCCCCGCAGCCCCACUAUAGCUCCGCCCCUUCGAUCUGCAGACUGUCUGCGCCAUGGAAACAGCAGUGAUGCGCGGGCAGUGAGGGCGGUGUGUCUUGUGAUGGGCGGGGCGGCUGCGUCCUCAGCGCUGGGUUACCUGAGCUCCUGUCCACCUACCUCCUCAAACAUGGCCGCCCAUGCGCCCGACAUGGCCCAUUCAACAGCUUUCUCCGAGGCGGGCGGAGGCAGUCCGUACCACCCCUGCAGCCAGGCCAUAGAGUCACCACAUUUUAACAGCUUCGACUUCGAGGGGGACUCUGAUUUUGAUGCUUUUGACUGUGGAGGUUUUGCUUUUUAAUGGAGUUAAUUCCGAAAAUUAGGGUUUCAUUUAUCCACAGGGUCCCCACGGUCAUGGAAAACCUGGAAAUAUUAGGGAAUUAGAAAAUUUUGAAUUGCACACCUGGAUAAGUCAUGGAAAUUCAUAGGUCCAAAGAUGUGAGAACCCUUGAUCCACUGUCUGUCUGUGUUUCUUGUAAAACGGCUCUUUCCUCAGUGGAAGGCAGCAAACAGUUGGAAUUAUGAGGAACUGUUUGAAGAUGCAAAUGGCUGAAUUCCACUUGUCAAACAUUGUUGGGUGUAAUCUGAUUACAAAGUAACUUGCUACUGUAAUCAGAUUACCUUUUAGCCAAUAAGUGGUUUUAGUGUACAUUAAAUUCUUGUAAUGAGAUUACAGUCACUGAAUUUCCAUUAAGUUAUUUACUUUUAAGUACAUUACUUGGGUAACACAUAUUUCUAGAACAAUUGUAUUUAUUUAAAAUACAUCUAAAACAUGAGUUUUGUUGAUUUGUAUGUCUUUUUGCGUUUCUGUGACAGCUGAAGGGACAAAAGCAAUGUACAAUGAAGAAAUAUUUGCAUUAUUUUAAAUUAAUUUGAAUUAAUUUUUCGUCAAACAAUCAGUAAAGUACACACACACACACACACACACACACACACACACACACACACACACACAUCUAGCUUUUGUAAAGGAAUGUGUAUAAAAUCACUGUAGUAUUUGUUACACUGCCAUUAUGUUAAUUUAAAAAUAUAUUAUUUUUUCUGUAAUACAAUAAAAAAUGAAAAUACUCUAUUAAAGUAAUGCAAAUCACCAUUGACAAUAAAGGGACUUAUAAAAAGCACAGAAGUAAAAUAUCAGGAUAUAUAGCGUUAAUGGAGAAUGUGCUUAAUUGUCAUGAAAAUAUAAUCAGAAUGCAAAAAAACAAAAACCGUAACGGUCCGAAAACACUUUGCAAUAACGCUCCAGUCGUUAACAAUAGUCAAUGCAUUAGUAUCAUAAACAAACAAUGAACAAUAUACAGAAUUUUUUACAGCAUUCAUUAAUGUUUGUCAAUGUUAGUUGAUAAGAAUACAAUUGUUCAUCCUUAGUUCAUGUUAGUUCAUAGUGCAUUAACUAAUAUUAACAUAUUUACAACUUUUGAUUUUAAAAAUGUAUUAGUAUAUGUUGAAAUUAACAUUAACCAAGAUCAAUACUGCAAAUUCUGAAAAAGUAUUGUUCAUUGUUAAUGUUAACUAAUUGUUUACUAAUUAACCUUAUUGUAAAGUGUUACCAACAGUCCUAAGAAAAAACUUUUUUUCUUUGAAUUUUGGGGUGAAAUGUCACCUCUCGCCCUUGUGUUCUUGACUGUUGUCAUGAGAUUGACCCAACUGUACUCCUUUUAAUUCAUAUGUUGUGGCUAUUGAUUUUGUAUGUUAUAUGUGUAAUAUACAUUAUGU